AUGAAGCAUGACUUAAAUAAUAAAAAGCCAGGGACGAAAAGUUUUAUAAACAAGAUCACAGGACCCCUGAAAAGUUGCAAGGUUUACAUAUUGAAUCAGCUUAGUACCAUUCUAGGAGUAACAAUUAAAAAAUUAAGAAGUACCAACGAAGGAGUUCAAAACGUCCAAGGAUAUACAACACAGGAUAAUUUAAUAAGUGGAUGUUAUGAUGAUGAAGAUGAUGACGGCGAGGACGAUGAAUAUAAUGAUGACCAGGAGAACGAAAAUGACGGUGAAGAACAGGAUAAAAACAAAAAUGACGGUGAAGAACAGGAUAAAAGCAAAAAUGACGGUGAAGAACAGGAUAAAAACGAAAAUGACGGUGAGGAACAGGAUAAGAACAAAAAUGACGGUGAAGAGCAGGAUAAAAACGAAAAUCACGGUGAAGAGAAGGAUAGAAACGAAAAUGACAGUGAAGAGCAGAAUGAAAACGAAAAUGAUAAUAUGGAAAAAGGAUUAGGUGAUAGUUCCAUGACAAAAGUUAACAGUGAUAUGAAAGGUGAAGGAUCAAACGACAGUCUUGCUAAGGUUGAUUUGGAAAACGCACAGGAAAAUAAGCCAAAAGAUAGCUUUACAGAACAAGAUGAAGAAGAUAUGAUCAAAAAAGAAACUGAUGAAAAACCUAUGGAAAACCCCGAAGAUGCCAAUAAACAAGGAACCCUCGAUAAUGACGUAAAAGAAAAUAUAAUGGAAAAAAAAAAUGAAAAAAGUAGCAAAACAAAUGAAGAAGUAAAACGUGGAGAAAAUGUGACAGUAGAACGUGACACAGAAGGACAGUCAAAGUCAGAAACCGGUGAAGAAUUAAAAGGUGAAAAGGGUGGAUCGUCGGAACGUGGAACGGGGGAAAUAACAAAACGUUCAACUGCCGGAGCAACGGAAGGAGCAACCGGCGGAGUAGCAGAACGUAAAGAAAUUGGAUCACAGGAACGUGAAACGGGCGGAGUAACAGAACAUGAAAACAAUGAACCAUCGAAAGAUGCAAUCGGAGGAGUAGUGGAAAGUGAGGCCAACGGACUAGCCAAAAUUUAUAACAGCGGAGUAGCAAAACGCGAAACAACGGGUGUUCCUAAACGCGAAACAUCGAGGCAAGGGAAACUCCAAAAAAACGGACCAACGAAGGACAAGACAAAUGAAGAAUUAAUGAAUAUGACACAGAAAACGAAUGCCGAAAUAAAUCAACAUAAAACGAAAAAAAUCCUAAACCUUAAAAAUAUAAUUUCAAAAGAUAAAGAAAACGGUGAAAAAGAUGAAAAUGUUCAUGAAUCAAAAAAGAACGAACUAACAGAAGAAUGGAAAGUUAAUGAAUGGAAUAAAUGGAUGCGUCAAUUAGAAGAACAGUGGCAUUUUUUUUUUAUAACUCUGGAAAACAAAACAAACGAAUGGCUGAAACAAAAAGAAGAAGAUUUUAAAACAUGGAUAACAGGAAUGGAAACUAAAUGGAUGAACUACAACCACAAUUUGGAUACAGAAUAUAACACUGAUCUUUACAAAAAGUAUCAAAUGUGGUGUGAAACUGACUGGAAAAAAUGGAUAACAACAGUUGGAAAAAGACUAAUCGAAAAAGAUUGGAUUAAGUGGAUAGACGAUCAUGAAUGUAAAUUGAAUGAAUGGUUUGACCGUGAAUGGUCCCAAUGGAAAGCCUUAAAGAAUUUUGAAUGGGAAAUGAAUGAAUGGAAAAGUGAUGAAUAUGAACGUUGGGAAGAAUGGAAAAAUAGCAAUUUGACCCUGUGGCUACAGAAAAAAAAAAAAAAAAAAUAUUUAACAUGGAAAAACAGGAUCGAAAGGGAAAGGUCGGAAUGGGACAAAUGGGUUCAAUCAAAACGUGUGUUAAAUUUAAGAAGUAAAACCCCUAAAUGGAUAAAAUGGAAAAAUGAAAAACGAUUAUUAUUUAACGAAUGGGUGGAAAACUUUAUAAACCUAUGGAUCACCAAGAAGCAGUGGCAUUCAUGGGUUUUAGAGAGACGAAAUGUACUGUCCGGAAAGGCACCGUCUUCCUAUUAA
Messenger RNA from Plasmodium inui San Antonio 1, 2040 nucleotides. RefSeq lists its product as hypothetical. The coding region runs from base 1 to 2040 and encodes 679 amino acids. The record is from RefSeq and is a predicted model, not a curated record. NCBI's taxonomy places the organism in Eukaryota, Apicomplexa, Aconoidasida, Haemosporida, Plasmodiidae. The transcript has a single exon.